This is a messenger RNA of Conger conger (European conger), 5398 nucleotides long. RefSeq names its product F-box only protein 10-like. Gene Ontology annotation, molecular function: protein binding. The transcript is spliced from 11 exons. Gene Ontology annotation, biological process: ubiquitin-dependent protein catabolic process; regulation of apoptotic process; protein ubiquitination. The record is from RefSeq and is a predicted model, not a curated record. Bases 639 to 3563 code for a protein of 974 amino acids. Lineage: Eukaryota; Metazoa; Chordata; Actinopteri; Anguilliformes; Congridae.
CUUCAGCCUUAUGCGUGCAGCAACAUACUGUAUUUCUAUUGAAUGCGUAUUAUUCGCUCUAAAAAUCAACUAUACUAUUGCCAGGAGCUUGAACCGGGAUGCACCUAAGGGAAAAGAAAACCUGUUGGUGUUCAUUUGAUGUUGACGCGACAUUUUAAGCUAUAGCCUACAAAAAAACGUAUUCUAUGUCGGCGUCUUUUAAGUUAGGAGACAAUGCUGCAGCCGCCGUGUACAUACAAUUCUAACAGCGACAUAAAAAUAGGACGGCGGUUCUUUGUGAAAUGUUAUGUUUGACUACAACAAACGACCAACGACGACAUCUGCCGACAGCAAAAUCAGAAGUAUAACUGUCAACAACAUCACGGGAGGAUACGUAGCAGCUAGUUUGUCCGUUUGAAAAACAAAUCCAAUCAGCUUUACAGGACAGAAUAUAAUACCGAAAUCACAGGCGAACCACUAAAGGGGAUCCCCACCCCUCUUAACUCAAGUGAACACGCAUUUGAAGGAAAGGAGAUGGCGCUGGAGCAGCGGACAUAGUCUUGACUUUUCAUGUUCGGAAGUAGACUAUUAUGUUUGGCUUCCAAUAUAGAAAGGAAUAUAUGAGAUUGCAUUGGUCACUCUGAAAAGGGACAGGUGCGAUGGAGGUGUCCAGCCUGCCGCUGGAGCCGUGGCGGGUGAUCCUGUCCUAUCUUCCCCUCCCAGAUCUGGGCCGGUGCAGCCGGGUGUGCUGGGCGUUGCGUGACCUCAUCCUCAGCCUGGACAAGACCUGCUGGCGCCAGCUCUGCCUGAGCUGCCCAGAGUGGCGGCACCCCAACUGGCCCACCCGGCCGGAUCUGGACCCCCCGUCCUGGAGGGAGGCCCUGCGAACGCAGGCCAUGGCCAGCCGCACCUGGACCAGGAACGGGCCCGAACCGGAUUCACCUGCCUGCUUCUUCCUGUUCCGCCGCAGGAAGGACCGGAGGACGUGGCGCGUGGGGCCCGGGCUGGAGCACAAGAGCCUGCGCGGGGCCCUCUCGGUGGCGGGGGCCUACGACCGGGUGGUCCUGCAGCCCGGGGUGUAUGAGGAGCAGACGGAGGUGGUGCUGAAGGUGCCCAUGGAGAUCGUGGGCGAGGGGAGGUUGGGGAAAGUGGCACUGGUGGUUAGCAUCGAUCAGCAGUGCCCCACUGCCCGCCUCUGCAACCUGGUGUUAAUGCCCGCCUGGUUCUCCCCUGUGGUGUACAAGACAUCGUCAGGUCACGUUCAGUUGGACAAUUGCAACCUGGAAGGGGGCCAGAUUCAGGUACGGGGCCCGGGGACCUGCCAGGCCCGGUACUGCUCCUUUGGCCAGGCCAGCGGGGCCCACUUCCAGGGCGUGGCCCUCAGCCUGCUGGAGAGCUGCGACUUUUCAGGGAGUGACACUGCCUCCGUCACCGUGGAGCGCCCGCCUGCGUCUGACCGAAACUGGGCCUUCAGGCACCUGGCCGCCCUGGCCAAGUCCUCCACCGCCCCUUUCUCAUCUGCCACUUCUGGGGAGGGUUCUGCCGCGACCACCUUCGAUGGCGGGUGCCCCCUGGGCGCGGCGACGACUCCGGAGGACCUGUGGAAGGGGAGGAGGGGGCGCUGGUGCACGGAUGGCGGGGGCGGGGAGGGCUACAGAAAGGGCACUGUCAUCGAGGACGGCUGCGGUGAGAGCGAGCAAAGCGAAGGCGAAGAAGAAGAAGGAGCAGAGGGCGAGAAGGACAAACGGGCGGGAGACGAGGCCUCCGGAACGGAAGCGUAUAAGCUUUCCUACAGCCACCACUGCCUGUCCCAACUCCUCGAGCCGUCCCCUGACUACUUCCCAGGGCUCUACAAUGCGCCUCCGGAGUUGCUCUCUCUCCAGCAGGAGCUCCAGAGGGACCAGGAGGCCCAGGCUCUUGUCGACUCGGUCCAGGGCUGCCUGCUGCGGCACUGCCUGUUCCGUGACGGCAAGACCGGUGUGCUGGUGUGCAAUCGGGGCCAGGCGUGGGUGGAGGACACCGUGUUCCGCAGGCUGACCUCCGCUGUGCGCUGCAUCCAGAACGCCAAGGUGGUUAUGCUGCGGAACGAGGUGUGUGGAUGCAGAGGGUCUGGCGUGUUCUUCCGCCUUCAUGCCCGCGGCCUCAUUGCAGAGAACAACAUCCACUCCAAUGCCGAGGCGGGGCUGGAUAUUCGCAGAGGGGCCAACCCCAUCAUCCUGUGUAACAGAAUACACAGUGGUUUGCGUUCUGGAAUCGUCGUCCUGGGAAACGGGGAAGGUUCCAUCCGCAGCAACCAGAUCUACGGAAACAAGGAAGCGGGCAUCUACAUCCUGUACUAUGCGAGACCGGUGGUGAGAGGGAAUCACAUCUUCCAGGGCCAAGCAGCUGGCAUUGCAGUCAAUGAGAAUGCGAGGGGCAUGAUCAGCGAAAAUGUGAUCCGGGAAAACCAAUGGGGUGGCAUUGACAUCAGGAGGGGCGCCGACCCCUAUGUGACGAAAAAUGUCAUUUGCCACGGCUACUCUGACGGAGUGGUGGUGGGAGAGAGGGGGCGGGGCAACAUCCAGCACAACUACAUCUACUGUAACAGUGGUUGCGGGGUGUGGGUGAUGUCAUCCAGCAUCCCCCAUCUUUUUUGGAACAGUGUGUCACACAACCGCAUGUACGGCGUGGGCGUCUUCUGCCGCGAGGACAGCAGGCGGCGGGACGCGUACCCAUCCGGGCAAGGGGGCGGCGGGGGAGGGGCGGGAGGAGGAGGAGGAAGAGGAGGAGGAGGAGAGAACGUGAACGUUAACGAGGAUGCCUGGGAGAGUGAUAUGGAGAGUGAUGGGAUGCUCUUCUACUUUUGCCCGCCCAUCAGCGUGGCGCAAAUGGACAGUAACUGGAUCAGCCACAACGGAGACGCGGGGCUGUACGUGAAGAGCAACAAAGCCCUCAACAUCACGUGGAACAUGGUGCUUAGCAACGGCGGCGUGGGCGUGGCCUUGCUCCAGAGCGCCCAGCUCUCCCGGCUUGCCGGCAACUGCAUCUGCAGUAACGGCCGAGUGGGGAUCACCGUGGCAGCCGGCUGUCGCAUGGAGCUCCGCAACAACGGCGUCUACGACAACGCCGGCCCUGGCAUCAGUUCCCGUGGUGACGGGCUGAUCGUGGAGAAUGAUCUGGUGGGGAACCGGGGCUGCGGCCUACGGCUGAGGGGGUCCGCCGACAUCAAGGUGUUGAGCAACCGCAUUCAGUCCGUACGCGGGUGUGGCAUCGCCGUGCUGGGGCAGGUGACAGGGGUGGUGCAGGAGAACCUGGUGUUCCAAGGUUGGGACGGCAGCACCAAGCCUCUGCUCCAUCGAGAUCUUAGCAACAACACCUGUGAGCUGCUCAACAACACCUUGCUCACCCGUAGCAGGAAAAGUAACAGGCAAACUGACCCCCCCUGGGCCCUGGAGAAUCCCCCUCCACGUCCCCAACCGGAAGCACGGCCCAGAAGAGCCCGCACGGCCCCCCCUGCCCAACGCAACACCAUCGCGACCAGGAUCAGGGCCAGGGUGGAGAGCGGUUGCCAUGACAACAGCAGCAUCUUCUGUGACAUCCUUUGAGUUUCCGCUGUGCCUGUCACCACUCUGCAGUGCACCCAAACCCGGCUGCUUGCUUUUCCUGUGCACUGAUACGGAGCUAGGCUUCUGUGACCUCACAAGCACCUACAGUAGCUCCGGAGGAAGAGAGCCCUGAUGCUGUUCCUGUGCACUUAUAUGGAGCUAGGCUUCUGUGACCUCACAAGCACCUACAGUAGCUCUGGAGGAAGAGAGCCCUGAUGCUGUUCCUGUGCAGUGAUAGGGAACUAGGCUUCUGUGACCUCACAAGCACCAACCCCCGGAGGCCUGCUGCUGUACGUGUGCACUGAUCUGGACCUAACCUUCUGUGACCUCGCAGACACCUAUGACCUUACCAACUACGCAGAGAAGCAGAAACUGUGGAAAGGGGUUGGAUGUUUGAGUGAGGUCUGACUGUCUGUGUCACUGCCAAAUUAGUCCCCCUAUGCCCAGUGAAAGGCACUGUACUGAUUAGUGGGGGUCUGGCGUUGGGUGCCAGAAGUGCUUGUCUAUGAAUGCUUCAUACAGUUUCAGUGCGGUGUUGUCCUUUUUAUCUCACCCUUCUCAGUACCCAUGAUGCAACUGUCUUUGCCAACCUCAGUUAAUUACACGUACACUACAAUAUUUAAUUAUAUGUACACUACAAUAUCAGCAGAUGUAAUAAACCACUAAUACAGCCAUCAGGGGUUUGCCAUUAUGAGUUAUGUUUGAUCCAGUUGACUCCUAAAAACUAAUAAGCAUUUUAUAACCAGCAUUUAAUAGCGUCUGGUAAUAGCUGGCCUUAUUGUAUUUAAAGGAAUAAACCAACAUUGGGAAAUAUACUAUUCUUCUGACUUACCCAGACUUAGACGAGAUGUUCAAUUUCAUUUUCGUUUUUGUGCAUUCACUGGCUUGGUUUCCAUGUUAGCAUAAUGUGUUGGCUUAGCAUAAACACUUGAUGCCUUUAUGAGUCAGUAGCCUACCUCCUUCAAAGUGAAGAAAUACAACUUACAGAAUUAUUGAAACAUCUUUCCAUCUCCCAAAAAUAAAUAGGAAAAACAUCCCAGGCCUGCCUAAUGGUCAGUUGUCUGUCGAAUAAGUGAAAUUUAUCACUAUGUAAUGGAAAGAAGGUAUUUUUCCCAAAAUGUUGGCUUAUUCCUUUAAGGGGUAAGAUACUGAUUUUAUGUUCUGCAAUAACUGUGCCUAUAUGUAUUUAACAGUGCUGUGCCUUGCCUUUGUGGUCUUAAUCAACAUCCAUGUUAUGUUCCUUUUUUCAAAUUUGAGUUUCAAUUAUUAGCCCUUAAAAUGCUUUGAGGACAUUUAAUGACACUUGACAUUUCCUCAUUAAUAUCCUUUCAGUUUUCAAAGUACACAAUGCUGUAUUUCUGUUGACUUUGUUAUCAGCAUUAGAUACUCUAUUAGGUAUUGCACAAGACAUAUGAGACUGAAGGCCAUAUACUGUAUGUCAAUUUGUUGAAUGUGUUCUUGUUUAAUUGUGUCCUGUACUUUUCAGAGCCUCUGGUGCACAUGUUGCAUACUGCAAUUAUUUACACAGUGUAUUUACUUUAUUACAUGAAGUCAUUAAAGCACUUUACUGUUUUAAAAUGUGUUGGCUUGUAGCUGAAGUUAGAUUUCAUGUUUCCAGCUUUGAUCUUUAACAUAUUUUCUGUGCAAUAACCUGAACUACCAUGCUGAUUCUGAGAGAUGUGAUUAUCAGUAUAAAUGGUCACUAAUAUUACUUCACUUUGCCCAUUUCAUAACUAAAAUCAUUCAAUGAGCACUUAAUAUCCAAACUGUAAAUAAUGAAAAUUUGUGUAAAUGCUCUUGGUUGAUUAACUGCAAUUAAAUCUUAAAUAUCUAAA